AUGUCAGCCAUCUACAACGUCGGGCCUUACUGGCAGGGGUAUGAAAGAAUCAAGAAAUUAGUCGUAUUCGGUGACUCGUUCAGUCAUGUUGGCUACAACCUCCAAGCACCAGCUCCGACGUCUAUACGCCCGCUAGGUGUAGCAUUCCCGGGCCAGGUAGUAAAUGAGCCUGGCCAUCCAAACUGGGUCGGACACCUUAUCAGGACGCACAGUCAUGGGCAUGCGAAUUUUGUCGUGUGGGAUUAUGCCGUCCGCGGUGAUACUGCACCUGGCGUCGUACGUCAGAUUCGGGAGCAAUUCCUCCCUGCUGUAGGGAGACGUCCUAGCUGGGCAAACUGGAAGCCUGAUCAUACUUUGUUCAUUACUUGGAUCGGAACCAACGAUUGCAGAUUACUGUACACCAACGAUCGUAGGGAGAUCGCAGCGAUCAUAGCGAACUUAUUCGCCGGCGUGGAGGAGCUCUAUGCGGCGGGCGCGCGUAACUUCAUGUUCGUGGACGUGCCUCCGAUGCACCGCUCACCUGUUGCUCCUCCCGGCGCAGGCAACGAGUACGCGCAGCCUUUCAUCAACUGGAACGACGAACUUCGAUUGGCCGUCGGUCGAUACGCGGCACACCGUCCAGAUGCGACGCUCCUUAUAUUCUCCUCUUGGGCAACAUACACCCGCGUCUUGGACCAGCCGGAACGUCAUGGAUUCGCGAGAGCUGCGACCCAAGUCAGAGGAGGCGAGAUAUGGUUCGACCAUAUGCACCCGACGACAAGGAUGGCGGACAUCAUUGCCGGUGAUGCUGCUCAAUUCUUGCUCAGUGUUCCCCCCGCGUAA
Molecule: messenger RNA, 822 nt
Organism: Stereum hirsutum FP-91666 SS1
Lineage: Eukaryota; Fungi; Basidiomycota; Agaricomycetes; Russulales; Stereaceae
Exons: 7
Coding region: 1-822 (273 amino acids)
Molecular function (GO): hydrolase activity, acting on ester bonds
Source: RefSeq, a predicted model, not a curated record